UGCAUAUUACCAUCCACGAAUGCAUACCCCAAAAUAAUAACCUUCCAUCUCCUUUCUUUCUAUAGUGAUAAUCCUUCCAUUUCUUCACAUCUUUCCCCAGCUCUUCAGUCUCCAGUAGCAACCAUAGAUGGCUGAGAACCCGAUCCGAUUUGGCAUUGUCGGCUGUGCUGAGAUUGCCAGAAAAGUGGCCAGAGCUAUAAACUCAGCACCCAACUCCGCUGUCACUGCCGUUGCCAGCCGAUCACUUGACAAGGCCUUCAACUUUGCUGCUGUCAAUGGCUUGCCAGAAACCGUCAAGUUGUAUGGCAGCUACAAUCAGAUUCUCGAUGACCCUUGUGUGGAUGCUGUCUACAUGCCACUGCCUACCAGCCUUCACCGGCGGUGGGCAAUUUUGGCUGCUGAGAAGAAGAAGCACAUUCUCUUGGAGAAACCUACAGCGCUUGAUGUUGACGAGCUUGAUCAGAUUCUUGAUGCCUGUGAGUCGAACGGUGUGCAAUUCAUGGAUGGAUCUAUGUGGCUGCAUCACCCUCGAACUACCAAAAUGGAAGAGAUUAUCUCUGAUCCUAAGCUUUUUGGCCAUGUUAACUAUAUUCACAGCGCAUCAACAACAUCAGGAACAAAACAGUUUCUUGAGGAAGAUAUAAGAGUAAAACCGGACCUGGAUGCUUUGGGUGCAUUGGGAGACUUGGCCUGGUACUGCAUUGGAGCACUCUUGUGGGCAAAAAAAUACGAAUUGCCAAUACAAGUCCGUGCACUACCAGAUGUUACCAAGAACACAGCGGGUGUUAUAUUGUCCUGCACAGCCUCCCUUCAUUGGGGCAAAUCAUCAAAAGAAACAACGGCAACAAUUCAUUGUUCUUUCCUAUCUCAUACCAGCAUGGACAUAACCAUAACUGGUACCCAUGGAUCUGUGAACGUUUACGACUUCAUCAUCCCUUACCAAGAGACUUCGGCAUCAUUUGAUAUCACCUUGGGAGCAAAGUUUGCAGAACUCCAUAUUGGAUGGAACACAAAACCAGAGGAAGUUGAGGUGGCCAAUGAGAUACCACAAGAGGCUCUGAUGAUUGCAGAGUUCUCGAGGCUUGUACAGGCAAUAAGAACAACAGGGUGUUGUCCUGAUAGCAAGUGGCCACAGAUAAGCAGGAAGACACAGCUAGUGAUGGAUGCGGUGAAAAAAUCCAUUGAUAUUGAUUGUAGACCAGUGUAUUUGUAAUUUUCUUUUCGACAAAGAACAAGCUUUUCGUAUAAACAGCAUGCCAUACCUGAGGCUGAUUGUAGACCAAUUUAGCCUCUACAUAAACUAAGGUAAUAAAGACAGGUUUUUGGGUGGAAUGAACUUCCUGUGAUAAUGUGUCUGCAUCUUGUAUGCUGAUCCUUAAGUUUGACUGAAUUUAGAACUUUAAGUUCUGGUAAUUGUAGAGGCUAAAUUGCUUUA
This is a messenger RNA of Cucumis sativus (cucumber), 1435 nucleotides long. RefSeq lists its product as uncharacterized. Gene Ontology annotation, molecular function: nucleotide binding. The transcript is spliced from 2 exons. Lineage: Eukaryota; Viridiplantae; Streptophyta; Magnoliopsida; Cucurbitales; Cucurbitaceae. Bases 128 to 1213 code for a protein of 361 amino acids. The record is from RefSeq and is a predicted model, not a curated record.